AGUAAUUUAGAAACGUCAAAAUGGCAGCACUGGCAUCUAUCAGGACCUCGGAUGACAAAAUCGAAAUCAUAAACCAGCUUUUACUGCCCCACACCACCGAAUGGAUCAAGGUCGACACGAUCGAGCAGGCGCACGAUGCAAUCAAGACGAUGAAGAUUCGAGGCGCACCGGCGAUCGCGUCUCUCGCAGCGCUCGCGUUCGCUCAGCAUCUCGAGCGCGCACUGCGAGCCGAUCCGCCACCGCUCUUCUUCUCGUCCGUGGGCGCCCUCGAAUCACACAUCGUCUCCAUCCUCGACUUCCUCUUCACCGCACGUCCGACAGCGGUUAAUCUAGGCGCUGCGACCCGCAGAUUAUACCGCGCCUUCCAGGCCGCAGUGCAGGCCGGCAAAGACGUGCGCGCAGUCGCGCAGGUUCUGGUGGACGAGGGGAGGAAGGUCGCGGACGAGGAUGUGGGCAGGAACAAGGAGAUGGCGAAGUGGGGAGGGGAGUGGCUGGUAAAACAGGUGAAGGAGAAGGGGGAGACGGGGGAGGGACUGAAUGUCCUGACGGUCUGCAAUACUGGGUCGCUGGCCACCUCGGGAUAUGGAACCGCUCUUGGACUGAUAACAUAUCUUCAUGAGACCGCCAAGCUCGCCAGAGCGUACUAUACGCAGACAGCCCCUUACCACCAGGGUUCUCGGCUGACCGCACUCGAACUCCAAACGCUCAAAAUACCGUCCACCAUGAUUGUCGACACGAUGGUAGGAUCCCUCUUCCAGCAUCACCACAUUCACGCCGUCGCCGUCGGAGCGGACAGAAUCGCACGUAAUGGAGACACCGCAAAUAAAAUCGGAACGUACAAUGCUGCGGUGCUCGCUGCACGCCACAAUGUUCCCUUCAUCGUAGUUGCUCCGAUCAGCACCGUUGAUCUUGACGUUGCAGACGGCUCAAGCAUACCCAUCGAGCAUCGCCCGCCAUUAGAAGCCUGCAUCGUUCGCGGCGCACUGUAUCCUCCCUCGCUUGACGCAGAGGGGAACAAGCAGCAAGCAGCCGUGAUGAUCACGCCCGAAGGCUUGGAUGGCGUAUACAACCCAAGCUUCGAUGUCACUCCUGCAGAGCUGAUCACCGCUAUCGUGACCGAAAAAGGCGUAGCUGUAAAAGGGCCAGACGGGAACUUCGACCUGAGGGCAAUCGUAUGAGUGGAGACGGACAUUGACGAUAGAUGACUGAGGGAGGCCAGGCGAGUGUCCCUACAGCGCCUAUACAAGUAAUUUCGACAUGUGUGGUGAUGUGCAUGCACUAUCUGUACGCGGUUCCGUCAUAUCCAUUCUCGUCACGUCAACGGAACAGAGGCCCUUCCAAUGCAUGCGAAUUUCAGCUACUCGUCAUGCCUCGUGUUGCAAGCAUGUUGCAUUCGUACACCGUGUUUGCGCACAGAAAGGUUCUCCGUGCGGCGACCUUCUCAUAGUGCUGCUGUGAAAACAAAUGAUAAACGAGCC
Heterobasidion irregulare TC 32-1 is the source of this 1478-nucleotide messenger RNA. RefSeq lists its product as uncharacterized. Lineage: Eukaryota; Fungi; Basidiomycota; Agaricomycetes; Russulales; Bondarzewiaceae. The record is from RefSeq and is a predicted model, not a curated record. The coding region runs from base 21 to 1178 and encodes 385 amino acids. Gene Ontology annotation, molecular function: S-methyl-5-thioribose-1-phosphate isomerase activity. The transcript is spliced from 8 exons.